This is a messenger RNA of Ipomoea nil (Japanese morning glory), 2870 nucleotides long. RefSeq names its product heat shock protein 90-5, chloroplastic. Gene Ontology annotation, molecular function: ATP binding; ATP hydrolysis activity; ATP-dependent protein folding chaperone. Gene Ontology annotation, cellular component: protein-containing complex; perinuclear region of cytoplasm; cytosol. The record is from RefSeq and is a predicted model, not a curated record. The transcript is spliced from 19 exons. Gene Ontology annotation, biological process: protein stabilization; cellular response to heat; protein folding. Lineage: Eukaryota; Viridiplantae; Streptophyta; Magnoliopsida; Solanales; Convolvulaceae. Bases 188 to 2569 code for a protein of 793 amino acids.
ACUAAACCCUUAUUGCAAUUUGGGAGUUCUAGAACUCUCCGGCGCCUCCUCCUUAAACCCCACUUUUCAUCUCCAGGGUUUUCGCACUCUUCUUCAUUUCCCCGUUUAAGCUGCCCACCAAAAUACUCACACUGUAAGCGUUGGAAAACAAUAGUAACGCCCAAACUCCAUCUGGGUAUUGAGCUAAAUGGCCCCAGUGAUGAGCCGGAGUUUGACCUCCGUGGCUGCGGUGCCCUUUACGCCGUCAUUCCCACAGAAGAGUGCAGGUGGCAAUAGGGUAGCAGCGUUGAGAAGUGCUUUCUUGCCCAGGAAUGGUCUGAGGAACAGGCUCUCCAGCUCCGGGUUGAAAUGGAAGCUUGAGAGGAGAGAUAGCAGUGUGGUGGUGAGGUGUGAGGCCUCUGCCGUGGCUGAGAAGGAAGCCCCUGAGAGCGAGGGAGAGACCCAUGGGUACCAGGCUGAGGUCAGCCGCCUAUUGGACUUGAUAGUUCACAGUUUAUACAGCCACAAGGAGAUCUUUCUUCGAGAACUUGUUAGUAAUGCAAGUGAUGCACUUGACAAGUUAAGGUUUUUGAGUGUGACUGAGCCUUCUUUACUUGGUGAUGCUGGUGAGCUUCAGAUUCGUAUCAAAGCCGACCCAGACAAUGGGACCAUCACCAUAACUGAUACUGGUAUAGGAAUGACAAGGGAAGAUCUCAUAGACUGUCUUGGAACCAUUGCACAAAGUGGUACCAAAAAGUUUUUGAAUGCUCUUAAGGAGAAUAAGGAUCUUGCAUCAGAUAAUGGAUUGAUUGGUCAAUUUGGUGUUGGAUUUUAUUCUGCUUUCUUGGUUGCUGAAAAGGUUGUAGUUUCUACUAAGAGCCCCAGGUCAGACAAGCAAUAUGUUUGGGAAGCUCUUGCCGAUAGCAGCUCAUACAAGAUUAGGGAGGAAACUGACCCUGAAAAGCUCCUGCCCAGAGGAACACAAAUUACUCUAUAUUUAAGGGAGGAUGACAAGUAUGAAUUCGCAGAACCAAAGAAGAUCCAAGAUUUGGUGAAGACCUACUCACAAUUUGUUUCCUUCCCCAUCUACACUUGGCAAGAGAAAUCAAGAACUGUUGAGGUGGAAGAAGAGGAGGAGCCUAAAGAAGGAGAAGAAAAUACUGAGGGAGAGAAGAAAAAGACGAAGAAGACCAAAACUGAAAAGUACUGGGACUGGGAAUUAACGAAUGAGACAAAGCCCAUAUGGAUGCGCAGUCCAAAGGAUGUUGAGAAAGAACAGUACCAGGAAUUCUAUAAGAAUACCUUUAGCGAGUUCCUGGAUCCACUUGCUUACACUCACUUCACCACAGAGGGUGAGGUGGAGUUUAGAAGUGUCCUGUAUAUACCUGGAAUGGCACCUCUGAAUAAUGAAGAUGUCGUAAACCCAAAGACAAAGAACAUACGGUUGUAUGUCAAACGUGUGUUCAUUUCUGAUGAUUUUGACGGUGAAUUGUUCCCAAGAUACCUGAGUUUUGUAAGAGGUGUUGUGGACUCUGAUGACCUUCCUCUCAAUGUUUCACGAGAAAUCCUACAGGAAAGCCGAAUUGUAAGGAUAAUGAGAAAGAGACUUGUGAGGAAAACAUUUGACAUGAUUCAGGAUCUUUCUGAAAGCGAGAACAAAGAGGACUACAAAAAAUUCUGGGAGAACUUCGGGAAAUUUUUGAAAUUAGGAUGUGUCGAAGACACUGGAAAUCACAAGCGGAUUACACCGUUACUUAGGUUUUUCUCUUCCAAGAGUGAAGAGGAAUUAAUAAGUCUGGAUGAUUAUGUCGAGAACAUGCCAGAGACUCAGAAAGCCAUCUAUUAUCUGGCUACUGACAGCUUGAAAAGCGCCAAGACUGCUCCAUUUGUGGAGAAACUUGUCCAGAAGGGUAUUGAGGUUUUAUACCUUAUUGAGCCAAUUGACGAAGUCGCUAUUCAGAAUCUACAAACAUACAAGGAAAAGAAGUUUGUUGACAUAAGCAAGGAGGAUUUGGAGCUUGAUGAUGAGGAUGAGGUGAAAGAAAGAGAAACGAAGCAAGAGUACAAUCUUCUCUGUGACUGGAUAAAGCAACAGCUGGGAGAUAAAGUAGCAAAGGUGCAGGUCUCAAAGCGUUUAAGUUCAUCUCCCUGUGUGCUUGUCUCUGGCAAGUUUGGGUGGUCCGCAAACAUGGAAAGGUUGAUGAGAGCUCAGACCCUCGGGGACACCUCUAGUUUAGAGUUCAUGAGGGGACGAAGAAUCUUGGAGAUUAAUCCUGAUCAUCCAAUUGUCAAAGAUUUACAGGCUGCAUGCAAGAAUGCACCUGAUAGCACCGAUGCCAAGAGAGCUGUGGAUCUAUUAUACGAGACUGCCUUGAUUGCCAGUGGAUUCUCUCCCGACAGUCCAUCUGAGCUGGGUAACAAGAUAUACGAGAUGAUGGCAAUGGCUCUUGGAGGAAGGUGGGGCAGAUUGGAGGAAGACGAAGAAGAAGAAGCCACAGAGGACUCGGGUGCAAGUUCUCCGGAUGAGUCAGAGCCCGAAGUCAUCGAGCCAUCAGAAGUAAGAACAGAGAAUGAUCCCUGGAGUGAUUAAGAAGUGUUUUCUUCCCAUAUCAGCAUUCUUUCAGCCAAAGCUCCAUCCACAUUGCUGCUAGGAAGAAAUUUUUAGUGUUUUAGAGACACAGCUUCCCAGGGUGGAAAACUUGCAAAAUCACAAUUGGAUAGGAAAUUUUCAUAUUUCUAUCACAAUAGAAAAGAGGUGGAAAAGGAGUGUUGUAUUGGAGGAAAUUUUUGGGUGAAGAGAUGAUUAGAGAGAUCUUAUUUUUGUGACAAAACUUGUUUGAUCCCAUGUUUGGAGUGCCCUUCAAUAAUAGAUAAUGUUUUCUUAAAUGUAA